CAUUCAGUGAGUAGGCUGGUUUCGUGUGGGCUGUGGAGAUGCAUUUAUAAUGCCCUCUGUUUUUUUGUAGUCUUGCCAAUCCCAUGUAAAAACUCUUGCCCCGGCCAUAUCGCCUGGGGUAUAAAAGUCUAGUUAUUGUUAUUUGUCAGUCAAAUCGUGACACGUGGAUUUGACAGUGCGCAGCUGUCACCAUUUCAUUCCAAUAGUUCUCCCGCUCAUUUGUAACGACAGGGGCUGAAAUUCCAAUCGAUCACGGGCUUAUUUUAUCACCAAAGCCACCCCCACCCACUUCGACAGAAAGGGGAGACCGGGGAGGUUUUCUUCUUCUGAGCCAAAUACCGAAGUGGGCAGCACGUGCUGUUCAUAAUACACUCAAGCAACAUCUCCCUCAGGCGGUUUUUUUUAUUUUAUUUUGUUUUUCUUUUCAGUAGCACAAACGUAUUCCGAUUAAUUUUGAUAGCCUACCCGCCGGUUGAUUCGUGCAUUAGUUCACAACAAGAGGAUUCCCCCUCUCAGACUCGUGCACCAGGACGUCCGGUGGCUGGCGGUGUGGUCGGUUGGUGUGCAGGCAGGCAGGAUAGGAUAGGCUCCGGGCUGACCGUGUGUGUAGUACAGUAGACUAGAAACUGCUGCAGGAGAGAUUACUAUUUUGGUACAAAGUCACAAUGAGUGCACGCGGUGAAGAAGCCGGGGAGAGUUCAGGGACCGGGACCCAGGAACCGGAGCCUGCGGCGGCUGCAGAGGCGCCGGCCAAGCGCAGACCGGGCAGACCGAGGAAGCCGGUUAAGGAACCUACUGGAGAGCCCGCCCCUAAACGACCAAGGGGUCGUCCCAGAGGCAGCAAGAACAAAUGCCCCUCCAAAGCAGCCGCCAGGAAAGCCCUGGCCUCUGGAGAGAAGAGACCUAGAGGCAGACCCAGGAAAUGGCCAAAGCAGGUGGUCCAAAAGCCAGCUCAGGAAGGAGGAGAAGAAGAAGAGGAGGAAGAGGAGGAGUCUGGAGAGGAGGAUUAAAGAACAACAUCAUUUGACCUCUACUUCCUUGUAGCAGUUCUUCCUCCUGGGGAACCACUGCCUUCACCACUUACUAAGGACGUUGAUCCAUGACCUCUGACCUCUGUCCACUCUCACAUCAUACUGUUUUCAUUUGACACUUUUGUUUGUUGUUUAUUUCGUUUUGUUUGUUUGUUUGUUUUUGAUUCUGAGAUGAACACACAUUAAUCCUCAGAGCCGCAAAAAGAAAACACUAAAUAUGACACCCAAGAGGCGCUGCACCUCUUUACAACAACAGUCGUGUUUUAUCUGCUGUAACGACAGAGGUUCUGGGGUUGUAACGCUGCAGUUUCUACUCCCGUCGUUGUCGACUGAUUCUCCAGGCUGUCUGUCUUUGAGGGAGAGAUAGAAACUGAUAAAAAGUCUGUUAUUGUCAUUCAGAAAUUGCGACCAUAUGGCUGCUGUUUCAGUACAGCAGAGGUCUAGAAAACGCAGACCACCCCCCUCGAGUGUCGGACCACCAAACACAGACCACCCCCCUCGAGUCCCGUGUCGGACCACCA
This is a messenger RNA of Salvelinus fontinalis (brook trout), 1552 nucleotides long. It is a transcript of the gene hmga2, whose product is annotated as high mobility group AT-hook 2. Gene Ontology annotation, cellular component: chromatin; nucleus. Gene Ontology annotation, molecular function: transcription coregulator activity; DNA binding. The record is from RefSeq and is a predicted model, not a curated record. Gene Ontology annotation, biological process: regulation of DNA-templated transcription. NCBI's taxonomy places the organism in Eukaryota, Metazoa, Chordata, Actinopteri, Salmoniformes, Salmonidae. The transcript has 5 exons. Bases 666 to 1010 code for a protein of 114 amino acids.